Messenger RNA from Chrysoperla carnea, 2963 nucleotides. RefSeq names its product zinc finger protein 501-like. Gene Ontology annotation, cellular component: nucleus. The coding region runs from base 89 to 1639 and encodes 516 amino acids. NCBI's taxonomy places the organism in Eukaryota, Metazoa, Arthropoda, Insecta, Neuroptera, Chrysopidae. The record is from RefSeq and is a predicted model, not a curated record. Gene Ontology annotation, molecular function: zinc ion binding. The transcript has 2 exons.
AAAAUUAAAUAAAAUAAAAAAUUAUUUAUAAAUAAUCGUGGAUGAAAGUUGACUUUUAAUUAACACCAAUUAUAAAAGUUUGUAGAAAAUGUACAACUUCGAAAGUAUUUGCCGUACAUGUUCAUGUCAGGGUGAAUUACAAUCUCUGUUCAUUGAAGAUCCUUUGAUUGUUGCAGAUAUGUUAACUGAAAUUAUUGAUAUUAAGGUAAUGAAAGGGGAUGAAUAUCCACAAAACAUUUGCGUAUAUUGCUUAGAAAAAUUAAAAAUCGCAUACUUAUUUAAAAAACAGUGCCAAGAUAUCCAAUUAAAAUUUGAACGUUACCUAAGUAGUAUGAACGAUAAAAUACUUUUAGAAACGAACACUGAGGAGAAUUACGAUUGCAAAGACGAAGAAAUAUACGUAAAUACCGUAAAAGAAGAGGAAUUAGUUAUCAUUCACAUUGAAAAUGAAUCAAAUCAAGAUUGGAAUGAACGAUCUGAUUCUGUAAGUCCGGCUCCAAUACAAUCAUCGGAUAUCAAUCAAGAAAAUUUACAAGAUAAUUCAUCAAAUUGUUCACAACAAGAUCAAGAUUCUGAUGGCAUGAAGAAAGAAAAUUCAGACGAUGAACAAGAAUCGGAUGACAUUAAGAAGGAGAAUUCAGAUGAAGAAUAUUAUACGAACGGUAAAAAGAAGAAAUCAAAACGACGUAAAUUUGAAUGUGAAGUAUGCCAUAAGAAUGUAAAUAAUUUACGACAACAUAUGCGAUCUCACACUAAAGAAAAGCCAUUUAAAUGUGAUAUAUGUGACUUAGAAUUUUCGAUAUCUAGUAAUUAUGCACGACAUCGAAAAUUACAUUCAGGAGAACGUCCUCAUGUAUGUGAGAUUUGUGGACGUGGUUUUAUUCAGAAAGUAUCGUUAGUAGAACAUGUUCGACGCCAUACAAAUGAUCUACCAUUAAAAACGACUUGCUAUCAAUGCGAUCAAUGUGAAAAAUCUUACAGACUGAAAUCUCAACUCAAACAUCAUUUCAAAAUGAAGCAUACGGAAGAAGGUCAAAAGAUUAAAAUUGAAGGUGUUAAAGGUGAAUUCCAAUGUACAAAAUGUGAUAAAAAAUUGAAGAGUAAAGAAAGUUUAGCACAUCAUAAAUUACAACAUUUCCCUAAAGCAUUUUUAUGUUACUAUUGUGGCCGGGGAUUUGUUACGAACAUUCAAUUAAAUUCCCAUAUUCGUACACAUACGGGAGAGAAACCAUUUAAAUGUGAAUUAUGUGAAAAAGCAUUUUCUCAAGUAUCAACGUAUCAAUCGCAUCAAAAAACCCAUACGGGCGAAAAACCGUAUAAAUGUGAAUAUUGUGGGAAAUUGUUUGGAUAUAAAAUGUCGUUACGAGAUCAUCAACUAAUUCAUACGGGUGAUAAACCAUAUAAAUGUAAUUUGUGUAAUCAAAGUUUUCGACAACGACCCCAUUUAAAAACACAUUAUCGUACACACAGUGGUGAAAAACCGCAUCAGUGUACGGUUUGUGAUAAGAAAUUUGCAUUAAAUGGUAAUUUAACUGUUCAUAUGCGUACACAUACCGGGGAAACACCUUAUGUAUGUUCGAUCUGUAAUAAAGGUUUUUAUGAUUCAAGUAGUAUGAAAAAACAUAAAAAAAAUCAUUAAUUCUUAUGGAUUAAUCUUAUAUUAUUCGUUGAAGAACAGAGCUGGCGACACUCAUAGCAAAUUCAGCAACUUCUUGCCAUACUUCUAUCAAAUUAUAUGAGAUUUUAUAUGAUUUACUGAAGUUUUAGAAGUAGCAAUGCCACCUAUGCCAAGUUUUAGCUUUUUACCUGUAGAAAACUAAAACUUGGCAUAUAUUGCUGCUUCCAAAACUUCAGUAAAUUUCAUUUAAUUUGAUGGGAAUAAUAUUGAGAAAAUCACUAAUGUGAUCAGUCAAUAUGACAGUCAUAAGCAGGUUUUAAUCUUAUAAGAAACAGCUUUCGUCCAUAGAAUGAUUAGUGCAAUCAAAGAGUGUUCUAUUUUUUUUAUUAGACAGUUCAUUCAUAUAUUUUAACAGAAUUGUUGUAAGUUACUAUGAUUUCUUAAUAUCCAUCUACUUAUUCCUUCUAUUUUAAGGCAUCGGUUGUCGCAUGGCAAAAUAAAUAUCUUACGUAAUACACAUUACAUAACUGGCGUAAACUUUUGUUUCUAGUCAGUAUUGUAUACUGAAAGCUAAAAGAAGUGGAACAGCUAUAGGAAAUAUACGCUCCAAGUGUGGAACAUAGUUGGCUAAGUUAUUAGACCAUUUUAUGUGUAUAAAAUCUAAAAUUUCUUUUAGAGUACAUUUAUGUAUUUUGUGGUAUUGAUUAAAUUAUCUUAGGAAUUUGUCCAUAAAUUAUACAGAUUGCACCAUCUUUUAUGUUGGUAUGUAUACAUUGAAUAAAUUUGGACAUUUUUCAACCAAUUGAGUUGAUUAGACAUGUAUUGAAGCGUCAAUUCAGUGCAGUUUUAACUAUGAAUCGCUUCACAGCAAAACAACGCAUACCAUGACACGCUAUUGCAUGCCCAAAAAGUGACUUGUUUGGGCUGCAAACGCAGCCAAAAGGACACAUUUUAUUUUGGCUAAUAAAGGUGCUUAGUUGAUUGAAGUUGUAUUCAAAAACUAGUCCAAAUAAAUUGCAAAGGACCAAAUUGAAUAAAAAUAUCUCAUAUACAGAAAACAGUUUUCAAUGCUUAUAUACCGACAUAAAAGAUGGUGUACCAGUUAUAAGCUCUCACCUACGCAUUUGAAACCAUUUCUUUUUUACGAAAACUUUUAAUAAUUUUAUUAUAAAUAAACCCCAUGAUCCGGAAUACACGAGAGUAGAAACUGAGAUAGAGAAAAUGUUAAAGUUAUCCCUAACUCUUUUGCUACUUCCAUGGUGUUUAUUUUUUAUGUAAUUUAAGGACAGCUCUUAGUUAGAAAUCAAAAAUCAUUACGGUUUUAUUUCAAGUUACGUGUAUGAAG